UUUUUCUUAGUAUAUAUUUACAUAUGCUAUGAGUAUAUCUUUUAAAAUUAUAUUAGAUUGGUAACAUUUCUAUGUGUUGGUUAAAAUAAGUUCGUCAUGUUGAUGCAACUGUCUUUUAAAUUUUAUCAGUUUUUCAUUUUGAUGUCAAAAAUAAAAUUUUAAUUUAAUUCAAGAAAAUGCUGACCACAUAUUGGAAUUCAAUUUUUACAGGUGCUCAACUUAGAAUAUUUACAUGGAGAGAAUUUCAAUUCUUGGUUUCAUUGUAGCCAUUCUCUAUUUCAUAACAACGGAACUUGCAUGUAAUGGUUAUACCCAUGUCGGCAACAACAUUCAAUCUGAACAAGAGACUCUUAUUGACUUCAAAAGUGGUCUCAAAGAUCCCAACAAUCGACUUUCAUCAUGGAAAGGAAGCAAUUAUUGCUACUGGCAAGGAAUUACUUGUGAAAAAGACACAGGAAUUGUCAUUUCCAUUGAUCUUCAUAACCCUUAUCCUCGUGAGAAUGUAUAUGAGAACUGGAGCUCUAUGAACUUGAGUGGAGAAAUUAGACCUUCAUUGACAAAACUCAAGUCUUUGAAAUAUCUAGAUUUGAGUUUCAACUCAUUCAAAGGCAUGCCAAUUCCUCAAUUCUUUGGGUCUUUGAAGAAUUUACUAUAUCUAAACUUAUCAGGUGCUGAGUUUAGUGGUACAAUUCCUUCAAAUUUUGGAAAUCUUUCUAAUUUGCGGUAUCUUGAUCUUUUUUCUGAAUAUCCGAGUUAUGAUGAUUUUGAAUAUUUUAAUGAUUUAUCUAUUGGCAAUAUUGAAUGGAUGGCUAGUCUUGUUUCCUUGAAGUAUCUUGGUAUGGAUUAUGUUAACCUCUCAUCAGUAGGAAGUGAAUGGGUCGAGGUGCUAAACAAACUUCCAAUUUUAACAGAGCUGCAUCUAGAUGGUUGUAGCCUCUCUGGCUCAAUUCCAUCUCCAAGCUUUGUUAACUUUACUUCACUUCGUGUUAUAAGCAUCAACUCGAACCAAUUCAUUUCCAUGUUUCCGGAAUGGCUUCUAAAUGUUAGCAGCCUUGGAUCCAUUGAUAUAAGCAACAAUCAAUUACAUGGGAGGAUUCCACUUGGUCUUGGUGAGCUACCCAAUUUGCAGCACUUAGAUCUAUCUUGGAACAAUCUCGAAGGCAGUAUCUCUCAAUUGUUGAGGAAGAGUUGGAAAAAGAUAGAAUUUCUCAAUUUGGGUGGAAUUAAAUUACAUGGUCCAAUUCCAAGCUUCUUUGGAAACUUUUGCAACUUAAAAUGUCUGAAUUUGGGUGAGAAUUACUUGAAUGGAAGUUUACCUGAGAUUAUCAAGGGAAUUGAAACCUGCAGUUCUAAAAGUCCUUUGCCUAAUUUGACGGAGUUAUACUUGUAUGAGAAUCAACUGAUGGGAAAAUUGCCAAAUUGGUUGGGUGAGCUUAAAAAUCUUAGGAGCCUCGGUUUAUCAAGCAACAAACUUGAAGGUCCCAUCCCUGCUUCUUUAUGGACAUUGCAACACCUGGAGUUCCUGUUCCUUGGAAUGAAUGGGCUGAAUGGAAGUCUCCCAGAUAGUAUUGGGCAACUUUCUCGAUUGCAACAAUUGGAUGUUUCUUACAAUGAUUUGAGUGGAAGUCUCCCAGAUAGUAUUGGACAGCUUUCAGAAUUGCAAGUAUUGGAUGUUGGUUCCAAUCAAUUGAGUGGAAGUAUCUCUGAACAACAUUUUUGGAAGCUAAGUACAUUGGAGCAUCUAUACAUGGACUCCAAUUCUUUCCGUUUGAAUGUUAGUCCCAAUUGGGUUCCCCCUUUCCAGGUGAAUGAUCUUGAUAUGGGUUCAUGCCACUUGGGUCCUUCAUUUCCGGUUUGGCUUCAAUCUCAGAAGAACCUCCAGUCUCUUGGUUUCUCAAAUGCUAGCAUUUCAAGUCGUAUUCCAAAUUGGUUUUGGAAUAUUUCUUUUAAUCUACAGUACUUAAGUCUUUCUCAAAAUCAGUUACAAGGUCAGUUACCAAAUUCAUUGAAUUUUUCUUCUCUUUUUCGCUCACAGUUCGAUUUCAGUUCCAACCUCUUUGAAGGACCUAUUCCUUUUUCAAUCAAAGGGGUGCGAUUUCUAGAUCUCUCCCAUAAUAAAUUUUCUGGCCUUAUCCCAUCAAACAUAGGUGAAUUCCUACCAAGCUUGUAUUUCCUUUCUAUUUCGAGUAAUCGAAUAACAGGGACCAUCCCAGAUUCCAUAGGACACCUCACCUCUCUUGAAGUCAUUGAUUUUUCAAGGAAUAAUUUGACCGGAAGCAUUCCUUCUACCAUAAAUAAUUGCUCUGCCCUACUUGUUUUAGACCUUGGAAAUAACAAUUUGUCUGGGAUGAUACCAAAGUCAUUAGGUCGGUUACAAUUGCUCCAAUCACUACACCUGAACAACAACAAGCUUUCAGGAGAGCUUCCCUCAUCUUUCCAAAAUUUAUCAAGUUUGGAACUCCUUGAUCUCAGUUAUAACGAAUUAUCGGGUAAGGUUCCAUCAUGGAUUGGAACUGCUUUCAUAAAUCUUUUAAUACUCAACUUGAGGUCGAAUGCCUUUUUUGGAAGACUUCCCGACCAACUUUCAAAUUUAAGCUCCCUACAUGUCUUAGACCUUGCACAAAACAAUUUGACUGGUAAAAUUCCAGUCACUUUGGUGGAGCUUAAAGCCAUGGCUCAGGAGCGUAACAUGGAUAUGUAUUCUUUGUAUCACAGUGGGAUUGGCUCUCGAUAUGAUGAAAGGUUGAUUGUGAUUACAAAAGGCCAAAGUCUUGAAUACACGAGGACUCUUUCUCUUGUUGUUAGCAUCGAUCUAUCCGACAAUAAUUUAAGUGGAGAGUUUCCCGAGGGAAUAACAAAAUUGUCUGGUUUGAUGUUUCUAAACUUGUCCAUGAAUCACAUCAUUGGCCAAAUUCCUGGAAGCAUUUCAAUGUUGCGUCAGUUGUCCUCUCUUGAUCUAUCAAGCAACAAGCUUUCUGGCACCAUUCCUUCAAGCAUGUCCUCGUUAACAUUCUUGGGUUAUUUGAAUCUAUCAAAUAAUAAUUUCUCUGGUAAGAUCCCCUUUACAGGGCAAAUGACAACUUUCACAGAGUUGGCCUUUACUGGAAACCCGAAUCUUUGUGGAACUCCACUAGUCACAAAAUGUCAGGAUGAAGACCUAGAUAAAAGGCAAAGUGUUCUUGAGGACAAAAUUGAUGGUGGCUAUAUUGAUCAGUGGUUUUACUUAAGCAUUGGCUUGGGAUUUGCAGUGGGCAUUUUAGUUCCUUAUUUUGUUUUGGCAAUAAGAAGAUCUUGGUGUGAUGCCUAUUUUGAUUUUGUGGACAAAAUUGUCAAGUGGCUACUGUUCAAAAGAAGAGUGACUUAUGCCAAAAAUCAUGCUCGAAGGCAAUAAAUUUUGUUUGUAGAUCUUCAUAUGCUUUAUGAUUUACUAUAAGCUUUGGAAGUGAAUUCCAUCACUAUUGUAAUAGAAGAAAUGGCUUUGCUUUUAAUCUAUUCAAUGAUAAUUACUUUAUGUUA
Molecule: messenger RNA, 3516 nt
Organism: Vitis riparia (riverbank grape)
Lineage: Eukaryota; Viridiplantae; Streptophyta; Magnoliopsida; Vitales; Vitaceae
Product: receptor-like protein EIX2
Exons: 3
Coding region: 233-3391 (1052 amino acids)
Cellular component (GO): plasma membrane
Molecular function (GO): protein binding
Source: RefSeq, a predicted model, not a curated record